AUGGCGGUUUUACAGUAUGACAAUAAUAAUACGAAUGAAUUUACAUGCACGUGCAGGGGGAGGCUUGACGUUUUUGACAGAAAUAAAGAUAUUGAACAUGAAGUUUUGGAAGAUGAAUAUUCAAUGGAAAUUCCUAAUUAUGAUCUCUACAGAGACAUUAAUACUGGUACCAAAUUUACAUUACUGAAGUUAGAAUCUAUCCUGUGUUACCUUGAACAAUUUCAAAAGAAACUUGAUGACGACUCAAAGAAACUUUAUACCAAUCAUUUUCUGAAAUACUUGAGAAGAGCAUCUACUGACAGUUUAUAUUUUUUCAAAUCCGAAUGUCAUGCCGAAAUGAAGAAGAAAGUUUCGUAUCACAUUGACAUAAGAAUAGAUUUAGAUGGCUUUAUAGCAGAAUCCCAAUGUGCGUGUGCUGCUGGAAAUGGACGCACUGCACACUGUAAAAAUGUUUGUGCAUCAUUAUAUGCGAUUUUUAAAUUUUCAACAUGUGCUGAAAUCAUUACAGAAUUAUCUUGUAACUCACAACUACAAACUUUUCAUCAAAGUAGACAUUUUAUGGCCAGUCCUCUUAAGUCUAAAGACCUGCCUCUGUUAGGAUAUAAAGACGUUAAUUUUGAUCUAUGA
Lottia gigantea (owl limpet) is the source of this 627-nucleotide messenger RNA. RefSeq lists its product as hypothetical. The transcript is spliced from 2 exons. The coding region runs from base 1 to 627 and encodes 208 amino acids. The record is from RefSeq and is a predicted model, not a curated record. Lineage: Eukaryota; Metazoa; Mollusca; Gastropoda; Lottiidae.